Molecule: messenger RNA, 606 nt
Organism: Sphaerodactylus townsendi
Lineage: Eukaryota; Metazoa; Chordata; Lepidosauria; Squamata; Sphaerodactylidae
Gene: SMDT1
Product: single-pass membrane protein with aspartate rich tail 1
Exons: 3
Coding region: 68-349 (93 amino acids)
Biological process (GO): calcium import into the mitochondrion; mitochondrial calcium ion homeostasis
Cellular component (GO): uniplex complex; mitochondrial inner membrane
Source: RefSeq, a predicted model, not a curated record
AAACACCGCCCAUUCUUCUCAGAGCCGCCGGCGCAUAGUUACAGCAACCAUCGGCUCUGCAAAAAAGAUGGCCGGGCGUCUGCUAGCAGCGGUCGGACCUUGGAGGAGGGCGGACUCCAUCAGGAUCCAUAGAAUCACCUCCACCAUCGUUGCACCAUCGCGCAACGUUACAGCCACCCGGACUGGCGCCAUUUUACCCAAGCCCGUUAAAAUGCCCUUUGGUCUCCUCCGUAUAUUUUCCGUUGUAAUACCUUUCCUCUAUGUUGGGACGCAGAUCAGCAAAAGCUUUGCAGCUUUGCUUGAGGAACAUGAUAUCUUUGUGCCAGAGGAUGAUGAUGACGAUGACUAAUAGGACUACAAUGGAAGAGGACAUAGUUACACAGGAUUAUUCUGCCAUCACUAAGCACAAUGCCAUCUCUUACUCUAUAAAGAAGUCUGAUGGACAGAUAGACCUGUUAUUUCAGCAAGUGCUGAGUAUGCAUGUCAAAAUGAGGAUAACAUGUUGGUUCACCUGUACUUACUUUACAUCCACUUAAAAGACUGCUUGAAGUUGCUGUUCGAAUGAGUACAGGGAAAUAAAGUUAGACUGAGAGUUGUGUCCCUUCA